This is a messenger RNA of Macrosteles quadrilineatus (aster leafhopper), 3053 nucleotides long. RefSeq names its product elongation of very long chain fatty acids protein AAEL008004-like. The transcript is spliced from 9 exons. Gene Ontology annotation, cellular component: endoplasmic reticulum membrane. Gene Ontology annotation, biological process: fatty acid elongation, saturated fatty acid; fatty acid elongation, monounsaturated fatty acid; sphingolipid biosynthetic process. The record is from RefSeq and is a predicted model, not a curated record. The coding region runs from base 170 to 1150 and encodes 326 amino acids. Gene Ontology annotation, molecular function: fatty acid elongase activity. Lineage: Eukaryota; Metazoa; Arthropoda; Insecta; Hemiptera; Cicadellidae.
UUAAACUAAGAUUCAGGUGUCGUUUGUUUUUGGACUGCCGAAAAUCCAAGAAAAAUGAUAAGGUGAACAUUUAAUUAAAGUGGUUUUUGAGUGAUUUUGAUUUGCUCAGUAAUUUACCUCCAGAACAUCGCUUCGAUUAUUAAAUUCAGGUUCUGGAAUCGCCGGCAAGAUGACUACUCUAGUACACAGCCUGAUACACGGCUACCAUGACCUCAUGGACAAUAAAAGUGAUCCCAGAGUGAGCGACUGGGCGAUGAUGAGCUCCCCGUUCCCCACACUGGCCAUAUGCCUUUUCUACGCUUACUUCUCCAAGGUGCUCGGCCCUCGACUGAUGGAGAACAGAAAACCCUUCAGCCUAAGACGAGUCCUCAUCGUCUACAACUUUUUACAAACAGUGUUCAGUUCCUGGAUAUUCUACGAGUACCUGAUGUCAGGGUGGUUCGGACACUACAGUUUCCGGUGCCAACCUGUCGACUAUUCCAACAGCCCCAUGGCUUUGAGGAUGGCCAGAACAUGUUGGUGGUACUACUUCUCUAAAUUCACAGAAUUCUUUGACACCUUGUUCUUCAUUUUGCGCAAGAAGAAUGAGCAUGUGUCCACACUGCAUGUGGUCCACCACGGGUGCAUGCCUAUGAGCGUGUGGAUGGGCAUGAAGUUUGCUCCAGGUGGUCACAGCACCUUCUUCGCCCUACUCAACACCUUUGUCCACAUAAUCAUGUACUUCUACUACAUGGUGGCCGCCAUGGGACCACAGUACCAGAAAUACAUCUGGUGGAAGAAGUACCUCACAUCCAUGCAGAUGGUACAGUUUGUGAUGAUCUUCGCACAUCAGUUCCAACUGUUGUUCACUGACUGCAACUACCCCAAGAGUUUCAUGGUGUGGAUCGGACUCCAUGGUGUCAUGUUCCUCUUCCUCUUCUCUGACUUUUACAAGACUCGCUACUCAAACGGCAAGAGGCCACCCAAGAACGAUGGAGCUUGUAUGCCUGUACUGAAAGACAAAGAGGAGAAGGUAGCCAAUGGCAAAACAGCAUACACCAACGACUACUCGGCUCUCUACUCUAGCUGCUACUCCAACGGGAUCAACAACGGCUACAUGUCGAGUCACGCGCCGGCCAAUCAGGACGAAGAGAGUAGAAAAGUCAAGUAGCACCGGAGCUCCCGCUCCUACUGUUGUUAUACAUCAAAGAUGUUCAUGCCAUUUUUGUAUUUUUACAAAAUGUGUUAGUUUAAGACCGCCAAUAACAUUUGGUUCACAAAUGUUUUUACGGUCUUGCUUGUUGUUUAUAUGUAUAUUUUCAUUCUUUUAAGUGUUUAUCGAGUCAUCACUUACUUAAUUUGUCUGGGAAUGUGAAUUGAGGAGUCAAAAAAGUUUGAUUUAUUUGAAAUAAUAGAAGUUUUUAUGAUUGCCACUUUAUUUGAAUUCUUGACUAAAAUAAUCAUGACACAAUAUCUUGUUUCAAAUGUAUUUGUGGUAAAGUCACCAAACUUCAAUAAUAAUUAUUUUCGAUUUGAUAAAUUUAAGUUACAGUUAAGCUUAAUAUCUCUUAAUAUCACUGUAAUUUUAAAUUUUAUCAAACUUAACUUACAUUACCAGACACUGAGAAUUUCUAAGUGCUGAACGCUUCUGACAAAUUUCAUUAGUCAGAAUUGUCCAUGAUUUAUGUUUAGGCAUUCUGUUUGAAAUAAAAUGUUACAAAAAAUAUUUUGUUUCAUUGCAGAUUUAAUAACAAAAAGAUAUUCUUUAUAAAGUCCAACUACAUUCAAAAACAUGUUAAAUAAUGGCUCCUCACACUGAAUGAUACCAUUCAAUCUGUAUUGUAUAUUUUUAGGUUAUUAUAAAUGUACAUUUAUAAAAAACUUAGUCAUUAGUAAAAAACCUAUAGAUAUAGGAUUCAUGGAUUUUAAUAUUGACAUGUUCUUGAAGAACCGAUUCAAACUAUCGCAAAUACUUGUGUAAUCUAUUUACAUUCGGUAGCAACCAUAUUAUUUCGGAUAUAUAGAAUUUGAAUUAAACUAAAAGUCCUUGCAAACAAAAUCAGAAAUAGUCACUGUUUUUAUUGGUGAUAUCCACUGAUUAUGUUACCCAUUAAGUUUACUUUAAGUGUUUUCCACAUUAUUAUUUCUUCAGCUACAUAUAGCUUUAACUAUUUAAAAAAUACUUAGUCAAUAAAAAUGUGUUAGAGAAAUAUAAAAAUGUAUUGGCUAGGUUUAAAUUUCACGAUAUUCACAGAAACCCAUUAUCUAAAACCAUUAGUUAUCCACUCAACUAUGACCUACAUAACUGAAACUAUUUGAAGUUUUAGUCUAAUUAUCUUAUUUUCAUUAAAUGAAUAACGUUACGUAAUGUAUUCUAAAGAGUUUUAACAUACUUGUUAGGGAGCCUGGAAGGUUAUCCAGUAUGAUGUCUAUGUAAAUACUGUGUGUAUAGCGUACCGUAUGUCGUAUGUCAUAAGUGUUAGCCGAGUUGGAGUGGUCGAGCUUUCUAUGUGGGUUAGAGUAAGAUAUGAAUGUACUGACGCUUUACGCUUAUAAGUGGAAUCAGCUAAGUUACCCGUUGACUCGUGAGGUCCAAGAUCAAAUCAGUGAUACUCCACUAUCAUUUUUCGUAUGUGAAUGGCAUUUUGUGCUUUUUGGUUGAUUUGGUGUAAACAUGUUUUACCACUAUGGGUUUUAUCCAUAGUGUUACAACAUAGUUAUUCGAGGUUUUUUAUCGUUUAAAGUUUGUCUGUAAAGUUUAAACUUUUCUAACAAAAAAUUUAACUACCUUACUUUUAGCUUUAUAAAAUGUUGAAUUAUUACUUUUGUUUUAGAAAUCAUUUGGGAAACUAAACUGAAGCACAAACCGUCAAUAAAUUCAAGUAAUACAAAAAUUCAUUCAGCUAUUUCAUCCAAAACAUUUAUAUUGGAGGACAGUUUAAUUUGUUAAGUUAUUGCCUUACGAAAUAGUUUCAAGCGAAAGUGUUACUUUACAACCAAGUGUACAAAUUGUCUAAUGUUCUUCAACGAUUUGUUUUUUACUAAACACUAUUUAUUAAAAUGAUGUUUGUAUA